AACGCGCGCACGUGUACGACGUACGCUCGUCACGCUACAUACUCGUGCAUACAUACGUAUCACACUGUGUGUGCGUACGUGUGUUUAUGUGCUGGGCUGAUUUAGGCGAUCGGAGCAGGGGAAGAAUCUAGCACGACACAGACAGAUCGUACGAUUCGAGGCGGUGACCGAGCACGGCAAAACCACGCAAGGAGAACGCAGGAGCACAGUGAGGAGAGGACUGUGGAUACGCAACGAGGAGGAUAUUCCGAGGGUAUUACGGAACUAGUGAUCUUCCACUGACGUCAUUUCGUACUUUCGUGCUUCAUUCGAGGGACGAGAAUAGUGUUCGCUGACCCAACAAAGACACUCUCGUGAAUCCGAGAGAAUCGUCGAACGAUCACCCAACACCAGAUCUAAAUCUUCAACGCCACUGUCGACGUUGCUGUCGUCCAGUGGCGCAUCAUCAAGGAGUCGCGAGGCGUCGGCGGCAAAACGGCCGAUCGUGCGGACGUGCUGAGUACUAUUCCGCGGCUGCGAGUACCAGCAACAGCCCGAAGAUUCUCCCAGCAAAGGGCAAGAUGCACAUGGAGGUGCAGGUGGCGCUCAACUUCGUGAUAUCGUACCUCUACAAUAAACUGCCGCGAAGGCGAGUCAAUAUCUUCGGCGAGGAGCUGGAGAAGGCGCUGAAGGACAAGUUCAAGGGUCACUGGUACCCGGAGAAACCGUUCAAGGGAUCCGCUUUCAGAUGUCUGAAGACUGGCGACCCAGUGGAUCCGGUUCUGGAACGGGCAGCCAAGGAGAGCGGCGUGCCUAUUCAGGAUAUCCUGGAGAACCUACCAGCCGAGCUGGCCAUCUGGGUCGAUCCCGGAGAAGUCAGCUAUCGAAUUGGCGAAAUGAACGCGGUGAAGAUCCUCUACUCUGAAACCGGAGAUCCACACGACGAGAGCUCGGCCGAUCGAGAAGUUACCAAGACCUUCAAUCCCGAGGCUCAGUGCUUCAGGCCUAUCGAAGCCGUAGGCACUUCCUUGGGUGGGCUCAGUCUCAGCCCCAAGUCCACGUCGCCCUUCCCAAGCUCGCUCGGAAGCAAUGCGAGCAAUGGAUCGUCAAAUAAUCAGCAAAGUGGUCAUGGGUCCGGUUCCUCAUCGGCACCUUCGCCGACGCCUAUCACCAACUCGUUCAAGGGUUCGCCUAGUCCCGUCCCAGCUUUCAUCCCACGAACUACCGCACCGCUCACAUUCACCACCGCCACAUUUGCGCAGACCAAGUUUGGUAGCACCAAACUGAAAACCAGCAGCAAACGGGCGAACAGAAUGUCCCCCACCGAGUUCUCGAAUUACAUCAAGCAACGUGCCAUGCAGCAACAGAUCCAUCAUCAUCAUCAUCACCAACAGCACCAACAGCAACAGCAACAACAGCAACAACAACAGCAACAACAGCAGCAGGCUGCUACUGGUGGCUUGCCAGUGUCGCAGAGCUCUCCUCGGAGUCGCAGCCUGUCACCAGGAAGCUUAGUGACUGGUGCCGGUCAACAACACGCAGAUCCAAGCGCGUAUUUCUUCCAGCACGGUCCAGCCGCGUAUCAUCCUCAGUUUCCUCAUCGCAACAUCUUCGAUUCGUCCAGCCACGGUGGUUACCUCUCCGCUGAUCUAUACACAGGCGUGAACUUCCCGUCAUCUUACCUCGAUCCAACGACGAUCGCUGGCCACCAGUUCUACGGUGGCAGCGUGAACGGAACCAGCAACGCUGCAGGCAGCAAUGGGAACUCGCAGAGCGCCGGCAAUCUCGGCCCGGUUGGCUCAGCCGCGACGAAUAGCAACGUGAACGGUUCUGGCCAACAACAGGAUAAAACAGCGCUUGUCGAGGGUCUGAACAACUUUGGUCUCGGCUCCGUGGCGCCGUAUCCGGCCAGCCAAUACCAGCAUCUCCUCGUAGCUAACUAAUACCCCGCGCGAGUGAAGACCGAGCGACUGGCGCGAUUCGAUUCGCGCCUGCUCCUCUGUUGCUUCGCCAGACAGGCAGGAGGACAGCCGGAGGAUCGUCUGAGAGACCGGGUCGAUUGUAACCGUUCCUGGUCAUCAUGACAACGUUCCAGUCUCUCCCUCAUGCGUCGAGACGUCGUCCAGAGUCUAGGUUCCGUAACCCUAACACACAUAUACAAACCCGAUUUCGCUUGCACCAUCUGAUUGGAGGGCUUCUCGCGCACGCAGCGGACGAUGCCGUCGAGAUUCCUGCUCACCCACUAAAUAGUUCCCACUCUGUCUCUCUCUGGCAAAAGGAGCAUCCGACCGGAAGCCGCCAUGUUACCUCUACAUAGCCAAAUCCUUAACGGAUUGGUCUUCUUAAACAUCUUCGUCGUGAUACUCUGACGGUGAUGAAUUUUUCAUCAAGGAAGCAUCCAAAACUCAUCGACUCCAGUUUUCUCAUUCGAUCCUAUUCCGGAUGGCCGAGAGAGGAUUCUUAAGUGAUACUCUCUCGUACGAUGGACAGCCAAUAGUAUAUGUAUGAACAACGUGUAGAUUAAGGCAGGGAGACAGGGAGCGGAAGAAAAGAGAUACCUUCGGCAGAAAGGACGCAAUCAGCACUGCGGAAGAGGCACCGGGUCGACGCGCGCGCGGGUCAAGGCGACGAGACUAUUCGCGUGAUAGAGGGAUAAUGAGAACGAGAGAACGAAAGCGGGAGAGUGCGAAAGAGAGAGAAAGAGAGAGAGAAAGGAAAGAGAGAACGUGUGAGAGAGUGAGAGUGAGAUUAUAUAGAGCGUGUAUAGAGGGAUUCGAAUUCGGUGCGCCUGUGUGCUGAGGCGUGCGUGCAAGACGUUCAUAGGAGAAGAAUGGUGAAGGAACGAAGAGGAGGAGGGACUGUUCGAAGCGAUGGGACUCGCGAACGCGAACUUCGCAACCGACUAACGUAAUAGAAAACCGCGUGUAUCUAAUAUUCUGUAACUGUAAAACAACAAUACGGACACCAUGGACCCCGAUUGAGAUGGCGCUGGGCGCCCGUUCGAUGAAUGGCUGCUCCCUGUGUGUCUCGUUUAAUCUACUGGGCAGGCCAUUUUGAAAGAAGCUGGAAAAAUAAAAUUGUCGAGAAUAGAAUGUACACGUAACUCUAUAUAGAUCACACAGAGAGACCAAUUCGUGAUUUUUGUUCGGGGUUUCAGAGAGGUAGAGAAAAAGAAAGAGAAAAAUAUAAAAUGUCGAACGAUGCGCCAAGCGUCCACACCUGGGACAGCGAAAGAGCCAAGAGACACACACACACAUACACAGAAACGUGCAACAGCGUGCGUAAAAUUUCACACGGGCCAGAUUCACACGCAAUGGACACACUCAAUCCCGAAACAUUUUACCUGGCGAUCUACACACUUACACAACACAUAACGUCUACAUUCAACCACACGGAACGCCCCGCCUGGCUGGUGGCGUGCUGGCGACACUCACGAUCGCAUACACACAUAUUACACAGAGACACAGGAUACACACACGCGUGCAUCACGCGUCCGUGCAAAAGACACAGGAGGGCGGGGUGUGCGGACACUUAAUAUCGCGCACGACUUCACCAACACGUACACACAGAUAUUACCAACGUGUAAUAAUUUAUUUUUUCACUGGUAUAGUCGGAGAAUUGAUAUUGAAUAUAUCUGUAGAGCCUAUGUAUUAUAUUCAAAAUAUGCACUCACUUUGCGGGUUGUCGCGAAACGGUAUAGGGACGGCCUGUAUCCGCUCUGUCGAACCAUCGACGAACGAACACCCUCGGUCGUAGUCGUACACGCAUUUCCCGUUUAUUCCUCUUGUUCGAUCCGAAGAACGAUCGAACAGAAAAUAUACGCGAACGAGCAAAUAGAGAAAAAGAAGGAGGACAAAAGGAAGACGAAGAGGAAAGUUGUUAGAAGCGGUUUAAAAUGCGACGAAGAACGCGAAGACGGCUGCCGUGGGAUUCUUUCUCGAUCGAGACGCAGAUGGUGCUCGCAGUUCCAAUACCGUUCGGAGAACUCGUCCUCGGUACGAUUUUACAUUUUAUUUUUAUAAUAAAUGCAGUAGAGCGUAGGAGAAGAAAAAAAAGUGAAAAAAGCAAAGGAAAGAGAAGAGAGCGGAAGAGGUAGAAAGGGAAAAAGAGAUAGAGAGUGGCGGCGUGUUCGCACGAACGGGAAUAUGGCCGCGUUGCGUCGCUGCCCCGCUUAUGAAACCGUACCGCUUCCGGUCCCGAGUUUAAUCUCUCCGGGCGCGAUUUCCUUUCAACGUGACGUCCUCUCCCCCAUCCUAUGCAACUAUGACGUUCAACCGGACAUCGCUGAGAUUCUCGAAACGGAACAACAUCAUCCGAUCGUGGGCAAACUUCGCGAUACAUCAGCAAACGUCUGUAAACUUUCGUAAACUUUCUUAAUUCCACCGCUAUCGAGCUUCUGGCUCUCCUUCGAUUCAUAUGAUAUAUAUAUAUACCUUAUAUCGAUCCUACUGGCGGAGGCAAAACGAUUAUUCAAACUUCCGUUAGUCGCCUCCGGUUUGACGAUGUUGGAAGAUCGAGGACAAAGGACGCAUCGGAAGGGAAACAAAGCCACGGCGGUGAAGGGGUUGGAGCAGCGAGCAACCAGCCGGUUCGCGUUCGCGAGAUUAAUUAGGUGAUUACGUUAUUAAAGGCCACUGUUACUGUCCUCGACGGCCGUGCCACGACCGUGCUCGUGACCCCGAACACACCUCACGGCGUUCAUACGCUUGCGGGCUUUUUGCGAUGAGCGUUAUACGGGACAAGUUCAAUUUUCGAGGAUAGUCACUGUUUUCAUCGAUGUAUGAUAGAUUUCGCACCUUUUUAAAUCGCUAUAUUGUCUGUUUGACGAAUAAGUUUACCGAGAAAAGUUGAUAAAAUCUAGCGAUUGAGGAAGCAUGGCUGGACUGUUUUGUACGUUUAUCUUUAAGAGAUCGAUCAUGUAUGAAAUUAUUUCAAUUCUGUUUUUGGAUAUCUAAAUGUAGAAGGCAAAUUGAUUAUUCGAUUCAAAGAAAAUUAAUAAUACUUUUAGCUGGCUGAACAGCAUAAUGAAUAAGUAGAAGUACUUACUACAAACCAAUCUGAGAUAUGUAAAGACGCACAGUAUAAGGCAAAUCGAUUAUUCCAUAUUCAACAAGCAAAUAAUAUCUCGAAAUCACUGCUCUAUUUCUACAAGCCAUUUGAAAUAUCGAAAAGCGUCCAGCAUAAGACAAGUUGAUUAAUCGACCUUCUACUCUUACAAACCAUCUGAGAUAACUAAAAACGUCCAGUAGAAGAUAAGUUGAUUACUCAAUAAAAACCAUAUUUAUGGCACUGUGAAAUCAUCAUUCCACUUGUAUAAAUGAUCUAAAAUAUUUAAAAACGGACAGUGACAGUAUCAAAUCAUUUGAUCGGUAAGACACCUAAAAUCAUACAGUAUAAAACAAGUCUAGCGAAGAAGUUUCAAAAAAUGUCCAAUAGCUUAACGCAAGACCGCAAACUACAGACCCAAAAGUCAGCGUUCGAGAUUAACCUGAUGAAUCAUAAUUUCUUCUUAUUCGAUCGCUUGUCAGAUCGGGUCAUGGUCGUUCUCGUCCGUCGAGCAGCGUAGAAAAAGCACGACAGCAACGAUGGCGGAGGUGUCGCGAGCCGCGGGCCGGGCACUAGGUGCUAAAAGUAUUAAAAAGUGUUUAAUCUUGUCGUCGUGGGACAAACGUACGGAAUACGCGCGGCCAGAGAUUGUCGACUAGCUCGUGUGCUGUUUUUUACUCUUUCUUUUUUUUUUCUUAACAGCAUAAAACGAUGAAGGAUAGAUGACGUUUGCGUUGGUCGAUCAGCUCGGUCCAACCGAGUCCUCUCUUAGACUAGUUUCGAAACCUUAGCGUGACUUUGUAUCGUGUAAGUGUAUAAGUAGCAUAAUUUUUAGGCGUAACUUUCAUCGUUCUUUCGUACGAAUUUUUAUAUAGCCAGUUUUGUAUGACCGACGCUAAGCAGCAGCUUCCUGUACCGCGGUCGUUCCGUCUUGGACCGAAUAUCGUAGCGAUCGACCGGCUCUGAAAACGAAUCGAUGCCUUCGUUCACCUUCAUCCGAUGCUCUAACACUCGAGUCGCGUGUUACAUCGAGAAUCACACAAGAUUUCCCAAGAGAGAAAAAGAAUUCUUCGAUAGAUAACGUGUGUCAUCGAAGAGUCGUGGUUCUUUCUCAGUAACACGUCACUCUGAAGAUCUAGGAAAGAUGUACAAAAAAGGAUCGAUGACAAGAUCGAAGCUAAAUUGAAGCUUCGCGUUAGGAACAAUUGGAAAUUUUGGGAUUUGAGGAAAUAUCGAACGAAAGAUGGAAAUGACGAGCAAGUCGGCAGGUUUCCGGCCACGCGAGGGGUGCUAAAAACAAGUUUUUAACCGCGGAACUAACAAGGGUAAAGAGGGGGCGAGAAAGCGCGGGGAACAGAGGCGUGAGAGGAUAAGGCGGGAGAUCAGUACCCUUUAGUAAUAUCUAAACUUAAUUGUAACUAUUAACGAUACGUACGACUGUGGUAGCUAUGCUAGUACCUGCUAUUGUUAAAGAGAGAAAGAUUGGAGAGAGCAAGAGAGAACGAGCGAGAGAAAUCAAUUGAAAGAAUGAAGAGGUGGAAGAGAAGUGGAGAAUCGCGAUUUUCGAGGUUUGGUUCGUUGCGGAAGACGCAAGUCAUCUUCGUAUUCGGAUCUAAUUGUAGGUCCGAUUACUAUGUGGAUCGUUGGUUUUCCGCGGAGAGAAACAACUUUGAUGGAACGUGAGGAUCGAUGGAUCGACGAUUUAGCCUCGAGACGCGCAGAGAUAACCGCAGAGAGCUUCUCGCGCCGAUUAUUUUUCUAAUCUUUGUAAUCGAACGAAUUGGGUUCGCCAUGAAACCCGCGAGAAUAUCCUCGAUUCGACCGAAGAAAGGAGAUCCCAGAGAGACAAAUUCGUCGCGCUUUUUGGUCGUCGAUCUUUGCGUCUCGGGGCGUCGCGAUCCCUUUUCAACGAUCAAAAGAAGGAGAGUGGAAUGGCGAGAAGGAUUUAAAAGGGUAGGAAAGGCGUUGAAGCAAGCGUUGCAAUAAGUUGCGAAUCAAAUGCGGAUCUCGGCUUGAGACGAGAGGCUCAGCUCAGCGAAGAAUCAAACACACGUACACGAUGUAUACUCUUCUAGUAAAACCAAAAAAAAAAAAAGGAAAAAAGAACGAAUCGGAAGGGAGUGAGAAAGAGAGAGAGAGAGAGAGAGAUACUGAAUCGAAACGGCGGACGAAUGGAGAGAUGGAACGGUUAAUGUGACGCGCGAUAUGUGAAAGAAAAUGAGUAGAGAGGGAGGAGGUAGAGAAGGGCAGAGAAAAGAACGGGAUAUUGAUAUAGAGCAUACAUUGAGAUACACAAAAGAUAAACAUAUAGUAUUAUACGAUUACAAUACGAUUGUAAUGAAACACUUUGUAAGCAAGGAAACAAAAAAAAAAAAAAUUAUGCAUAGUUUUCCAUAAUCUGUAAUGGAUGUAUUCGUUAACAAAAAAAAAAGAAAAAAAAAAUAAUGACGACGAGUGGUUAAGGUUAAAAAUACGUACAUACACACAUACACACACGCACACAGACACGUAACAUACACACGUACACACACAGGACACAGCUGAAUAACCGUUCGAAGCAACUCGGGUACACGACACACAAGAAGUAAACGAAAAAGAAUAAAAAAAAGUAAACUAUUAAUUAAUAACACGAAGUAACGAGAGAGAGCGAGAGAGCGAGCGCGAGCGAGAGAGACGUAACAAACGGUAAAUCUGUCUCUUUAAAGUAUCAUGUGUCUAUAAACUAUAGCGAUUGAUAUUGUCUUUUUAACCGUAAAUGGAGAAACAAGUAAUCGUGGUAACGUAACUAAUGUCAUAGCGAUAACCGAACACUGCAAUAUUAGAUAUAAUAUAUAUUCAUACAUUUAUAGAGUGGAGAAGCGAUGGAAGGUUGGCUAGAGGAGACACAGAAGGAGAGAAAGAAAAUAGGAAAAUUGUGCGUGGCUCUGACACGCGUAAUUAAAAAAAAAAGGAUCACUCAAAAAAAAAGAGAAAAAUAGAAAAAAGUGGAACAGAAAAAAAUUCAAAGCAACUCGAAACGGUAUAUCAUCGAUUCGUUCUGACUUUUCUUCUCUGUCGAAAGCUAGAUAUAAAAAAGAGAAAAAAGGAAAAAGUAACAAAAGGAGAAUAAUAACACACACAGCGAGAGAGAACGAUGUGAACAGCAGUGGCGCCUAGCACACGCGUGUCAGUGCGGAAGUGAGCAAACGUGGUACGAUCUCCAGGCACAGUUGAAAAGAGAAAGCCGUUUCAUGCUAAAACAGCGAGAGUAGAGCAAAACGAAAAGCUGAAUGGAAGAAAACAAUAUUAAAUAUGCGUUUUGUGUAUCGGACACACUCGAAGCUACAACACGCGCACACGCACAUACACACACACACACACACACACACACACACACACACACACACACACACACACAUGCACAUACACAUACACAUACACCCACGAGCAUAUACACAGAAACACAGACCCACACUUACACACACAUGCACACAGAGUAACACAAAGAAAGACCCAAAAAAAAAAAAACCUAUCGAUUAUUCUACCAAGUAAUGAAUUAACAAGAGGAUGAUCAUUAGAUUUGUAAUUAAUUACAUAUAUAUUUUUCAAUACUUUAACUACUUGCUGAAUGUAAACUAUAUACAUAUAAUUAUAUAUUAUAUAUAUUAUAUAUAUAUUAUAUAUACACACACAUACCGCGUAGAGCUGUACCUCGAUUACAGCGUGGCGAAGAGGGCUGCCCCGUUGAUUACCGGUUCUGCACGGGGUCGCACCUGACCCGGUAACGAAAACAUACCUAUACCUACCAAACACGAGAGCUAAACAAGGAAGUAAGACUCAAUCGAUGUAGAAGAAAAUAUCGUUUGGACAUUCGUGGAGAACCGGAAAUGGACGGAUCAACCCUCGAUUGCGGGACCGGAGGGCGACGCGCCAUGUUGACUCUAAAGCUACGCCCUCCGGGCAGGAAGAGAUUUACGAGAAACGAGAGAAUGGAAGAAACCUUUUUGUACCCCACCCAAGUCACACUCUCGGUGUCGAAACGGUAAAGAAAAACCAAAAAAACAAGCAACUAUGUUACUCGUGUAAGUGCAUCCUAAAUGUAACUGUUACGAAAUGCCCCUUCUCCGAAGCCCCACCCCAGGCCCCGGUCUUCAUCGUUUCGUACGUAGCAAGAGAGGGAUGAAACAAGCGGCAGAGAGGCCGGAUAAAAUGAAAAAAAAAGAAACAAGAAGAAAGAGGAGAUAAUAGUGUGAGAAUAAUGACAGAUGAGAGCGUGAAAUGAGAGAAAGAUAGAAUACACAUGUGUAUGCGUCGUGUGCGAAUAAAAGGAUGCGAAUCGCGUGAAUUUUCGAUGAAUUUAGUCGCGAACGGUGCAUCGACGAUCGUUCGAAGCACCGCAUAACCAGAGUAUGCGAAGAAACGAAAGAUCAACGCGGUGAAACGAAAUUUCCGGUGGCUGAGGACCACGCGAGAAAAUUUCUCGGUUCUCGGUUCAGGUGCAGAUCCCUUGUUUCUCAACCCCUUGCGUAACGCGACGCGUUUUCCUUUUCGUUCUGUUCGCUGGCGGUUUACAUAUGUGCGCGCCUAUGUUCUUUCCACCGUAUCGUCGUUUUACCACUUUUUUAUGGACGUGUUACACUUGUUAUCACUCGUAUCGAAUGGAAGAACGAGAGACGAUUUAAUGAUACGUGUACGUACGAAUGUGCAUGAAAAUGUAUGCGUGUGAGAGAGAGAGAGAGAAACAGAGAGAAAGAAUAAAUGGUGCAAGUGGGUGAACAUGAGGAUGUCUGCAAGCGAGACAAACAGCGAGACACUGUGCGCCUAUAUAUGUAUAUCUGUAUAUAGGUACCUUUUUCAACCGCUACCGCUGUUUCCUUUAUACUACUUCUUAUCCUUUUUUUAUUACUAUUAUUAUUAUUAUUAUUAUUAAUAUUGAUUAUAUAUAGAAUUAUUGUAAUUGAGAUGUAUUUUCUGUUGGCUUUAGAUUUUGUUCCUUUAUUUUUGUACGAAAACCGUUUUACCUUUACUACGUGUGCAUUAUGUAAGCUAUAAAUAUGUAUAUAUAUAAAUAUAUGUAUAUAUGUAUUUAUAUAUAUAUAUAUUUAUAUACAUGAACACUUUUUUUCUUACCGUUGCAUCGAUUUAAAGAUCUAUCUAUGGUGGAUCUAUCGAUCGCGCGCACGAUGCUGAUCGUUGACAAAGGUCGUUUGUUAGAACAAUGAUAUUGUUCAACGAUUUCGCGAAACGAUCGGCGACGUCCGCGAAUAUUCUUAGUUUUUAAGGUGACUCUUUUCACGAAUCACUUUCUUUUUUCUUUUUGUUCUCUUAUCGUUUAUUUUAAUCUUUUCUUUUUCUUUUUGAUAGUUUGUUAUUGUUGUUUCUUUUUGUCCUUUUUUUUGUAUGAUAUAUUUGAUUAUACCAGCGUGCUUCGCUCCUCCAAAUAAUAUAUUACAUAUUGCUAUAUAUAUACAUAUAUAUAUUUUUGUUAAUAAUACAGUGGUUUGAUACAACUACGAUAAUUUAUUCUGUUGUAACAGAUUUGUUUUCUAUAUCUCUUUACGAAUCCCACAAAUGCGUUAUUAAUAUACAAAUACAUAUAUAUAUACAUAUAUAUGUAGAUAUAUAUAUGUAUACAAAUAGAGGACACGUGCAUAUAUAUAAAAGUAUAAAUAUAUAUGUAUAGAGCAUUAUACAUACUUAUAUGAGAAAAUAUCGAUUAUAUAUACAUAUAUAUAUUAUAUACAUAUACAUACACUGCUACAUUAUAUUUUGUUUAACGAGGAGAUAAACCAAAAGAGCAAAAUAAAAAAACGAAAAAUCCAAGAAAAAAAAAUGGGAACGAGAUAAAAGAGAGAGAGAGAGAGAGAGAGAGAGAAGAAGAGAAUCAGAGUUUUCGGCGUGUUGCUUGUUCUGAAUUAAACAUCAGGUUGAGAAGGAUGAAAUGGAUGCGUGAGAGAGAAAGAAUUGACAGAAGCGUUUCUUGAAAUUUUUCGAGCGUUUUCGAGCCGUUCUUUCAGAAGGAAGAGAGAAGAAGUUAGUGACUUUCGGAACAAAAUACAGGAGGAAAGAAGAGAGGGAUGAAAGUACACGUUACACAUACUAACAUACACGUACACAUACGCAUAGAAGACACGAACUAUCGACAAGUAACACACCGGCUGAAAUCUAGGGACGUGAUCGAACGAAGGUGGGAAGGGAAAACCAAAAAAUAGACAAGUGUGAGAUAAAAAUGAAACUCGCGUGUAAUAUACUUAUAAUAUCAUUUUGUAAAUUAUUUUUUGUAUUUUUAUAUAUAUAUAUAUAUAUACAUAUAUAUAAAUAUCGAAGCAUACGACACAAAAAGCGGAACAGUGUUUGUGCGUACGAAGAGAAAGAGAGAAAGGACGAAUGGAAGAACAGGUGGAAAGGGAAAGGGAAUAAAAUUGUGGGCAGAACAAUUCUGAGUGAUUGCUUGAAAUGUUUGGAAAGCAAACGAAAUGGAAGAGUGUCAUGUAGGAAACACGGUGAAAGCGUGUGAGAGAGAGAGAGAGAGAGAGAGAGAGUAUGUGUAAAAGAGAGAAAGAAUACGAAAAAACUCGUGACGCAUUGAUAAAACACUGACGAUAUUUAAAUCGAUCGUUGAUAAAAAAAAAAGUAGGAAAAAUCGUCCUUUCGUUGAUCGAGAGGGACGCCAGGAAAGAUGCUGUUCGUUUAAAACGUUAAGAGAAAAAGCGUAAAAGACGCGUGCGUUGAUACAAUGCGCCUGUAUGCAGCCUGUUCGUGAACACAGACACACAGACAUACACACAAUCUCACAAAAUACAUAUUGUUUAUGUUAAUUUCGUGACACGACCAAUGUCCCGAGAAUAAUGAUAAUGGAUUUUUGUUCCCUAUUAUUUGUACCUUUGUAUUGUAUUCUGCAGCUUGUCAAAUGCUUUGUUUAUUACUACUAUUACUACUACUAUUAUCUCGUUAUUCUUAUUACUCUUAUAUAAAAAUGAUUAUUCUUAUUAAUAUUAUUGCUACUCUACUGCUAUCAAUUUUUUAGAUAUUGUACCGCAUUCGUCGACCUUGUUUCCGUAUAAAUGCCACUCUUUUGUCGCACGUCCAUCGAAACACCGGCGCGCAGCCACGUGUUUCUUUUCUUUAAAACAAAAGAAAAGAGAAAGACAUUUUUAAGAAAAUAACAAAGAAACGAGAAAGACGUAGCGCGAUCGCUUCCAAAGAGAACUUAUGCGACUUUUGCGACAGCAGUGGAAACCUCGCAACAACCAGUUUAGUCGUAUUUAGUAAAGCCCAGAGAAGCAGCGGCGUGCUGUUCAUUUUAUUAAUUAAGGACAUCGCGCGCUAGAGCCGCUUGGCGAACGGAAGCGACAUGCGCUUCCGGCCGAGACACGAAUUCGUGGAGCACGAACAGCGGUCGAGGGUGGUGAACGCUUCGAAAGAAAAUCAACAAAGGAUCGAGGAGGUGAAACGAACGAAAAAAUGAUGAAAACGGAUCCAGAUGUUUUAUAAUUUUAUAGAAAAAAAUACACCGUCGAUUCCGGGCAAGCUCGAUGUUCAUGGAAUCCUAGAAAAAAAAAAACGAGAAAUUAGAUCGCAGAUUCUUUUACGAAAGCUUCGAUCGAGCUUCACGCGCGUUUAAAAGUCGCCAAAAAUUAUACAUUACAUUACAAAUGGCGACUUUUCGCAGGAAAACGAUCACCCUCCUCGAUCAAUGUAGAUCGAUCAACGUGUGUCAUUAUUUAUCGAUUCGAACGAUCGAAGGUGCGCUGUUAAUUUCGCGAUGUUGUUUCGUGUCUCCAUCGUUCAGUGGCUUUCCUUGUACUUGGCUGCGGAGAUCCGUCGUGAAAAGUUUCAAGAAAAUUUCGUUUCACGCGUACAAGAACGAGCGAAUGGGUUUAAUAAGGCGAAGAGGAAAUGGCGGAAAGAAUAAGAGAGAACGUUUCCUGAUUGUUUGCCUGCAUGAGCGUAUAUGCGAGCGUGCAUGCGGUAAUGGAGGAAACUUUUCGUUUUCCGCGAGAGAGUGUUCUUUCUUACAUAUAGUUUCUCGUGCAAAUACGGCGGACGAGGGUGGUGCCGAUCAAUCUCGCUUCCUGGAUCGAAUCCCCGCCCAUGUCGCUCGGACCUCCAUUAAUCGAUUUGAAUUGCAGCUCGUGCCGCGACUCUCUCUCUCUCUCUCUCUCUCUCUCUCUCUCUCUCCCUCUCUCGCCAAUUUUGGGCAGAGUCCAAUCCUCUGGUGAACUUUAGUUUUGGAAUAAAAUAAAAUAUCUCUGCACUUUUAGAAUCUCUGGAUAUUGUUCCGUUAUAAAAAGCAUUGCUGACUUGAUUUAUCAAGCUAUUUUUCUCAGUAAAACAGCGACACUACAGAUUUUUAUGACAAUUUUAAGAAGAGUGAACUUCGUGCAGAAACUUGCAAAUUUGAUAUUAGAUCCAUAGAUACACUUUGCUGAAAUUUAUUUUAGAUUUUCAAUAAGAUUUCAUGAUAUUCCAUAUUCCACUAUCUUACGAUGUUCAUUGUAAGAAUAUUCGCUCAAGGACGUUUCAGUUAUUGACUUCGAUAGAAUAUUAAAAUAUUAUUAAGUUAAAGUUUGUUACUGUUUUAUAAAGUUUAAUAGGAAGAGGUUCAGUCGACAAUAUUUUAAUUAUCGAUUGGAAUGGACGACAGAAACAAUUGGUACUCUGCCCAGGAAUAAAUAGACAAUUAACCCGACCGAGAGGGGGCAGUUUCGUGGCAGAUCUCUUUAUUAUAAAAAAAAAAAAAAAAAAAAACGAUCGAAGGGAGAAGAUCCAGGAUGGCGUCGAUGAGGUCAAGGGGAGGGCGCCUGGUAUUAGUACACAUUAGUUUCUUCGAUAGGAGGCGCCCAAUUAGUUGUUGGAAUUUUGUAGUCUAGGCGAUAAUUCUCGAUAUAGUUCAAUGUUGUCGAGUUUCUAUUAGUUGAGCGAGCGAACGCGCACGAUUGUCGUCGGAAACCGGAACGAGCCAGGGGAUUUCGACAGUGCUUCCGGUCAGUCACGUGUUCAAAACGAUCUAUGACAACGACGUGCUUCGAGUCGACGUAUCGCUUGAUAAUCGAGUGUGCGUUUUUUCUCGCGAAUUAAGCCGAUGGUUGUUCCUAAUAUUCGUUUGAAAAAUCGAUGACGAUAACGAAAGAUGAUCGUAUUUUGCUGUAACACGCUUUAAGAUCGAUCUUUAGCUCAAUGGUUUUUCGAAUAAAAGCAUUACGUUCUAUGAAGAAAAAAAAAAAAACCAAGCCAGUUUUCUAUUCUUGAGAGACAAAGACGAGAAAAUGUAAGAUUUUUAGUAAAGUAUAUUUUGAGAUAAUUAGUUGAAGCAUUACGAGCUUUCUAGAACAAAGCAAAACCACGGCAACGUACGCAAAUGAUCAUCGAACGAUUGACCGAAGCCAAUUCGUUGAUAGUGUCUUCUAGUUUUGAUCGACAUUUUUGGAGAAGAUAAUGCGUUCGAUGGAUUUACGUAAACGUAGCCUCGUCCUCUGUUCUGGGGAAACCGAGGCACGUGUUUUAUCAUCGUACGUCUUGCAGAACGCGCUUGUUUCUCUAAAACCGAGCUUGAAAAUUGCACGAGUCGAUUCUAUAUGGUAGCAGAAAUUCAAAGUUCUUCUUAUAUUUUUUUAAAAAAGAGAGAAAAUAACCAAAUUUCGGUGAGGUUUGCUUCUCAUCGAAUGGAACCGAAUUGAUGAAUUAAUUCUCGUCGAAUUUAAUUUCGUUUUACGAUCAAUGUAAAUAGCAGGGAAUGGGUGAAAAAAAGAAGCUAGGAAUUUUCAAUGGCAGGAUCUAUACGAUUUUAAUAUCCGAUUCGACGAGAGGAUCGUGAAAUAUAUGAGGACGCUUGAAAUACCAGUUGGAAGGACUUUAUUCGUUGAUAUUGAUUUUGAUACAACAACGCAGAAUAGAUUUGCCGAUUUAGACUAGUUUUCCUCGACUUUUAUAGAAAUUUUAUACACACCUCGACACAGUAUCAGUAUCCUCCAACUACUUAGCGAUCCAAGCGAUACGAAAACCUUGCGGACCUUGAAAGUUUAGAGGAAGUUUGGGAAAAUUCUUUUGUUAUCUCGUUGCGAGUUUCGUCCAUCUCCAUCAACAUGUUCCGAAUCAUUACAAAUGAACAGUCCAAAAGCAUCUUCCUCGAAAAAGAAGAAGAAGAACAAAGAAGGAGUUCCCUAGCAAAAAAAAAGAAAUAAGCAAAUAAACUGACGAAAUUUUCGCAACGUUUAAGGUUAAGAAGCUAUUUUCGUAUUUCUAUUGAAUAGGCAAGGGAGGAAUGAAUCGAAUCUUGAAUUAAUAACCGAAUAACGAAAUUAAAUUCAAGAGUUGAAUAGAAAAUGCUUGUCGGAGAGACAAAGAAAAGUGAUAGGAAAAAAUGAAUCGAACCUUGAAGAAACGACCGAGCAGAUCCUGUUCUCCGGUCCGAUUUCCGGUUUCCUUCGAGACCCAGCGACUCGUCUCCGCGAAUCGAUGUAUGGUUAAGUCGCGACGAAUAUCCAGUCAUUAGGUCCGUUCGAAGUGUCGCGACGAGUCAAGAGGAAAUUUCUUGACUGGGACGGACACUUCCGUGCAGCGCCUCCUUCGACACGCGACCAUCAAUCUUAAACCCGCGAAUCAACGGACUUCCGGUUGUCUGCCUUCCCCAUAUUUCCUUAACAAUAGUUGUUUUUUUUCUGUUCAUCUAUUUUCAGUUGGAAAGAGAGGUGAGAAGAAUGGAUUGUUUAAAAAGAGACUGUUAAGCAAAAGAGAAGUGUAAAAUGUUUAUCGAAACGUUCAUUACUGGGUCACGAUAUUGUUACGAGAUACGGGACAUUUAUAACAAGUGAUCAAUUUCGCUGUUUGAAAAUUCCUUUGUUUUAGUAUUACAGCACGUGAACUAUAUUGGUGGACUGUGGAUUUUUAUGCAUUUGUUCAUGAUUAUUCCACUAGAUAAUUCAUUUUUAUUCUCAUUUGCUCGUAUAACUUAAAAAUACGCGUUGACCUGGCGCAUAGCCAAACAUGUUAAAGAUCGAAGGUCAGAGAAAUUUUGCGCAAAGUGAAGUCCUUGGAGUUGCGGAUUUGACGAUUGGAAAUGGAAGGGAGGAGAUAGAGACGCGUCUCUGUUGCACGGUCGCUAAUCCACGACGUGUGAACGUUAGAUGAAACCUUUAUCUAUAUAUUUGCCACGAUAUUCAAUACGUGAAUGAGUAUAUCUAUUAAAAUAAUAUUGAUAUAAAUACAUAGAGACAGCGAGAGAGAGAAAGCGUGGAAGAAUGAAAGGGAGAGAGCGAGAGAGAGCUCGUAGAGAGAGCGUGUAAGGGAGAGUGUGCGAGCGCGAACGACGAAGAGAGAGAAAGUAUGGUAAUAUCAUGAAAUUAUUAUUCUUUGUUACUUCUUUAUAAUUAAAACAAUAAAAAAGCUGCUGAAUAAAAA
Molecule: messenger RNA, 16404 nt
Organism: Bombus terrestris (buff-tailed bumblebee)
Lineage: Eukaryota; Metazoa; Arthropoda; Insecta; Hymenoptera; Apidae
Product: protein Tob1
Exons: 5
Coding region: 561-1922 (453 amino acids)
Biological process (GO): regulation of gene expression
Cellular component (GO): nucleus; cytoplasm
Molecular function (GO): transcription corepressor activity
Source: RefSeq, a predicted model, not a curated record